GUACUCGCGGCACCUGGUCGACUGCAGGCGCAUCGUGGCGACGGGCGGCAAGGGCGGCGGCGGCGGCUGCCUGUACACAAACACGUGCUGCAGCGGAAGAUAGGCCCGGGCUGGCCCUGCGGGGGCGCCGGCGGCAAGGGCGGCGACGUCGUUGUCAGGGCCGCGGGCACGCACCACAGCCUCGCGCACCUCCCUGGAGCGGGGCACCUGGGCGGCCAGGCCUCACAAAGAACCGGAACGGGGAGUCUGGGCGCAACUGCGUGGUGCCCGUGCCGCGAGGCGUGCUCGUCCACGAGCUACUGCCGGCGGAAGAGGAGGAGGCCCUGGAGGAGGGCGCCCGGCGGCGCUAUGUGCGCGGCCCCCUCCUCUCGGGGCUGGACCGGCCGGGCGACGAGGUCGUGGUGGCGCGGGGCGGGCGGGGCGGCGCGGGCAACAAUAUGGCGAGGCCGCAUGAGGCGGAGAAGGGGGGCGCUGGCGAGGAGCGCCGGGUGGAGCUGGAGCUGAAGAGCAUCGCGGACGUGGGCCUUGUCGGUAUGCCCAACGCCGGCAAGUCGACGCUGCUUGGCGCUGUCAGCAGGGCAUGCCCCAAGCCUAAGAAGAGCGAAUGGCGUACACAUAAACAUUCGGAGGUCCGCGCAGUCUUUUCUUGGAACUGCGCUGGGCCUCCCUGGCGGCGCCUGCGGCGUCCCUCCUGGCAGGUUGGGUGAUCCAGCGCCGAGCAAGAAGUCCAUGGGGACAUCCGAAAGUUUUUGUUCAUGCAGUUCCUUCUUCUUCUGCCGAGAUCGCGCCCUACCCCUUCACGACCGUGGCGCCGUACGUUGGCCGGGCCGAGUUCGUCGACGGCUCCGCCCUGACAGUUGCGGACGUCCCAGGGCUGGUGGAGGACGCCCACCUGGGCUCCGGAAUGGGCCACGAGUUCCUGCGGCACCUGGAGCGGACCCGGCUGCUGUUGUACGUGGUGGACGUGGCGAGGUCCGCCGACCCGUUCGGGGACUUCUUGGCGCUUCAGC
Molecule: messenger RNA, 1010 nt
Organism: Prorocentrum cordatum
Lineage: Eukaryota; Dinophyceae; Prorocentrales; Prorocentraceae
Source: the annotation of a GenBank genome assembly